Messenger RNA from Aricia agestis (brown argus), 3999 nucleotides. RefSeq names its product zinc finger protein ztf-16-like. The coding region runs from base 360 to 1769 and encodes 469 amino acids. Gene Ontology annotation, biological process: regulation of transcription by RNA polymerase II. Gene Ontology annotation, molecular function: DNA-binding transcription factor activity; RNA polymerase II cis-regulatory region sequence-specific DNA binding. The record is from RefSeq and is a predicted model, not a curated record. The transcript has 7 exons. Lineage: Eukaryota; Metazoa; Arthropoda; Insecta; Lepidoptera; Lycaenidae.
GCAACUGGAAUGGAAUUAUGGAAAACCGUCAUAGGAUGACCGUAGUGUAGAUUACAAAAAUGGAUUUAUAUGUAAAAUGUCAGUGAUUUCCUUUUAGAAACUACUAAACUUGUGAUAAAUUAAUAAAUAAUACAUUUAUUUACCUGCCCCAAUAACUUUAGGUAAUGGUGGGGACCCACUUAUUUGUGCAUUUACAGUUAUUCGUGUAACACGUAUUUUGUGCAUAGAGUUCAUGCGUUGAAUUAGGCCACAUAGCGAUCUCUCCCUAAAAUACCGCUGUUCUGGUUGUCGACGUAUCAAGACAAGCUAUCUCGGGUGAGGCGGGAAAGUGAUGAUCGUGGAGUCCGCGAUCUAAUGUGAUGUCAUCAAAAGGGGAAACAGAGGCCGAUUCUGGCACCGUGUCACCGAAUUUACCUGCUGUUAAAAAUGAACCGGUGCCAGCGGCGAGCAAAGAGACUCCCAAAAGGGGAAGUGGUACAUUGUUGAAAUGUACCACCUGCAAUAGUUUCAGUACGCUCAGUAGCAGAGCACUAACAACUCAUAUGGCGCAGUGUUCACCGGACAACAACAAUGUGGCUGCCACCCAAAACAACACAGAUGCGAGACCACACAGAAAACUAUUUGAGUGUGAUGUCUGCAAUAUGAAGUUUUCCAAUGGUGCUAACAUGCGUCGUCACAAAAUGCGUCAUACAGGUGUCAAACCAUACGAGUGCCGGGUUUGCCAGAAAAGAUUCUUCAGGAAAGAUCACCUAGCUGAGCACUUUACGACACACACCAAAAGCUUGCCAUAUCAUUGCCCUAUAUGUAAUAGAGGAUUCCAGAGACAGAUUGCCAUGCGUGCACAUUUCCAGAAUGAGCAUGUCGGUCAACAUGACCUCGUUAAAACUUGCCCGCUUUGUAGCUAUCGUGCACAAACUAUGAAGAGCCUUCGAGUGCACUUCUUCAACAGGCAUGGUAUUGAUCUGGAUAAUCCUGGUCCAGGCAACAACUCUGUUUCCCUCCUCGCUGCCGGCAUAGCCAAUGCCGCAUAUGCUGAUGGCAUGGACCCUAGUGCUAUCAGCGCUUUGGGAGCACUAGGUUCUGGCCUGUCUGUGUCUGUGGCAGCUGCAUACUCUGACAGCGGCGACAGCAAUGGAGAACGAUCAGUGGACAACGCUACCCCACCUAUGCACUACCUUACCCCACAUGUCGAGAUAUCUAUGGCUGACAACAACGAAACAUUCUCACCAGGACAAAACAAUCACACUGAGCCGCAAGUAAACGGCGAGCGCUCUAACUCUCCGCCGUCGGGCGACAGCGCAGUACCAAGCAGUUCUCUGUCCACCGGCUUACCAGCCAACAUCACACCUUCUAUCACUCUUAUACCCAUCAAACAGGAACCGAACGCACAAGAGGAGGGCACGGAUAGGGAGGAGGGCGACAAGCGCGACGUGAGCUCGAGCCUGUCGUCGCUCAUCAAAGUGUCGCCGCUCAAGAGUCUGUUGCGCGAGGACCUGCGUCGGCGCAUCUCGGCGCGCGGCCGCAACCGCGGCGCCAAUGCGCGCGCUUCGCCGUCCGAGGGGGGUGCGAUCACGUCUACGGGUGGCGCCGGCGGGAGCGAGCCCCUGCUGUGCACCUUCUGCUGCAUCACCUUCCCCGACACGACGCUGUACUUCCUGCACAAGGGCUGCCACUGCGACGCCGACCCGUGGCGCUGCAACAUCUGCGGCGAGCAGUGCUGCAACGUGUACGACUUCAACACGCACCUGCUCAGCAAGAGCCACCAAUGACUGGCAGCCGGGGGGCCGUUCUAAGCGUAGCGAUCGAUCGGACGGGUGACACUAAACCGCUCUUUGCUCAGUAUCGUUCAGCAUGUAAGGUCGUGCUUAAGUGCCGUGUGCACUUUACUGUGCAGUCAAACUGUUACUUGAGUACUACAUGCUAAAAUUUAAAUACCAGCGUACUCUACUAACUAGUAUCCACUACAGCAUCUCAUAACGCUGGCAGCGUAUUACCUACGAUCGGUAUUGAGUAGGAGUAUGAGAGUGGUUAAUGAGUAUGGGCCUAAACUGAGGUAUAUUUUGCCUCCUGUUCAAUACAAGGAGGUAUAUUCAACUAUUCCCGCUCAAUACUUUGCCUGCAGCACGUGAAUAAAAUAAAACAUUACGCGGAAAAGUAAUUCGUAUUGUUUUGCGCAAUUCGCGUCCGCCGGCUAUUUGCACGAGGAGUGUAGAGCGCGCCUUAGAUUUUUUUCACUGAAUUAUCAUGUAAAAAAGUAAUAGAACUCUAUUUUUAUUACAGCAAAACUUCAAGACCCAGCUUGUUGUAGUUUUGCUGUGACGUGACUGGUUGAAUCUUGAAUAUUUUCAAGAGAAAAAAUAUAAAUUUAAUUUGACUGUUUAAAAUUAAAAAAGUAGGUGAUUGUAGAUACUGGGAAUAAUAUAAGAAAUGCCUCCUUGGUGUCACUCGUCCUGUACUCGACUUACUCGUGUUCGUGCGAUACUUUGAUCCUGAUUACAUGGGAUGUACGCAAUAAAUUCUUCUUUGAUAGAUCAAUAAUUCUCCGAAUCUCGUGUAUAUCGAGACCGAGGUGAUAUGAACACGAGUAAAUCGCCUAAUCGAUAUUUUAGUAUUUGUUGUAAGACAUUCCUUUUCUGAGGUUUUCUCACUGGCACGGAAGUGCUCGGAUUGCUAUUCGCUGAACGCCCCCCGAAGCUAUGUUAUAAAGUUCAAACGGUUCGGUUAUUUAGUGGUAAUUUUAGUUAAUGAGGGAUAUUCGUAUCGAUAUUUAGGUUUAUUUACUCGAGUGCUGCGAAUCGGCCUCGGCGAAAGAUUCCAAAUUAUGCGGCAGAUUCGACAUUCCAAUGUGAAAUGUAUGCAUUCCAUAUUAAGAGAUUUCUAGGUAGAGUAGACUUUGGCGGGGAGGGGUGGUGAUCGUUAUCUCUAUAUUUUUAUUUAUUGAUUUUGUCUGUACUUAACCGUACGUUAUUGGGAACGAUAUUUACAAAGUAUUUUGGUGCGAUAGUUGAAUUAUACAAAUGUUUUAUUAUAUCUUAUCGUAGAGAGUGUACAAAUUAAUAUAUUUUUACAUACGCUGUUAAAGAAUACGGAAGGCGAAGCCUCUUUUCGGUUAUUAUACUUAAUUGUGAUCGACUAAUAGAAAUGAAUUUUGAAUUCUACAUUCCACGUUUACAGCAUGUAAUGCGAGUCCACGACUACUUAUGUACAAGUUAUUUUUUGUUGUUAUUAUUUAUUUUCUAAAUUAUGAUGUGAUGACAUUGUGUGGUACUUAAAUCGUAUCGGGGUGACAUGUGUGUGUGGGUGAUGUACACAUACGCACUUGCUCAAUCGCUCCGACCGGCUCAAUGUGUUGAUAACUCAUAGAUUAAAUUCGCACAAAACAAAUCUUAUAUCCAAAAUUACAUUCCAAAUCGAGGAAUUUUAUUUACACCUAUAUUUUUAUUCGAAGACGUAGAAUCGUUCUGAAAACUUUUAAUUGAAGUAGUAUGUAUAUAACUUCAAUUUUAUAAUAUUUAAAGGUAGUAAUGAUGGUCUCUAUUUUUUUUAUGUGACAAGUCCCAGGACGGUCAGAGUCUAGAUAUACGUUGUGGCAUGGAAUAUAUCAAUAUGACGCAGUUCUUGUAGGAAUGAAGCAGAUGUUAAAUUUAUUGAUAUUGUUACUUAAAUAUUUAUUAUCUUAAAAAGUUACAGAUAAGUAUAGUAUUUAUUUUAUAUUAUUAGGAAACAUGGAGGAGAAAUAAUUGUAUAAAGAUUACAUUAGCAUUGGGUUUAGUAAAUUUUCUGUCCAAUCUGUAUGCAUUUAAUACUGUUUUCAUGUUAUCUAAAUUAUGAUGAGGCGCAGCGGGCAAGCUUGGCAUUUUAUAAAACUUUCCAAGUACCUACAGGUUCUAAAAAUCCCACUUAUCCAUAAUAAAAAUGGAUUUUGAUUUUGUUCGUCUCGCUAUUACUCGAGAACAGCUAAACCGAUUUGGCUGAUUUUAGUCUUAAAACAUGGAAGUC